CGGACUCGGCUCGGGCUGCCAGCGGCCGCUCUGCCCGCGCCCAGCGCCGACUCGCCGGGCUCCCAGCGCCGGACCCAGCCCCUCGGCUCCCCGGGGCCGGACCGAGGCCGCCAGCAGCGCCGCGGGGUGUGGAGCGGACCCAGGAGAUGAAAUGACAACGACAACCCUCCAGAAAGCCAUUGAUCUGGUGACGAAAGCCACAGAAGAGGAUAAAGCCAAGAAUUACGAGGAGGCGCUCCGGCUCUACCAGCAUGCCGUGGAGUAUUUCCUACACGCUAUCAAAUAUGAGGCACACAGCGACAAGGCCAAGGAGAGUAUUCGAGCCAAGUGCAUGCAGUACCUAGACCGGGCAGAGAAGCUGAAGGAUUAUUUACGAAACAAAGAGAAGCACAGCAAGAAGCCAGUCAAAGAGAAUCAGAGUGAGAGCAAGGGCAGUGAUAGUGACAGUGAAGGGGAUAAUCCAGAGAAAAAGAAAUUGCAGGAACAACUGAUGGGUGCUGUCGUGAUGGAGAAGCCCAACAUUCGGUGGAGUGAUGUGGCCGGGCUGGAGGGGGCCAAGGAGGCCCUCAAAGAAGCUGUUAUUUUGCCAAUUAAAUUCCCACACUUGUUCACAGGCAAGCGUACCCCUUGGCGAGGGAUACUGCUCUUUGGACCCCCUGGCACAGGGAAGUCUUACCUCGCCAAAGCGGUGGCAACAGAGGCCAACAACUCCACCUUCUUCUCUGUGUCGUCCUCAGACCUGAUGUCUAAGUGGUUGGGGGAGAGUGAGAAGCUAGUCAAGAACCUGUUUGAGCUGGCCAGGCAGCACAAGCCCUCCAUCAUCUUCAUCGACGAGGUGGAUUCCCUCUGCGGCUCCCGCAAUGAAAAUGAGAGCGAGGCUGCCCGAAGGAUCAAAACAGAGUUCUUGGUCCAGAUGCAGGGGGUGGGGAAUAACAACGAUGGGACUCUGGUUCUUGGUGCCACAAACAUCCCGUGGGUAUUGGAUUCGGCCAUUAGAAGGAGGUUUGAAAAGCGAAUUUACAUCCCGUUGCCGGAGGAGGCUGCCCGCGCCCAGAUGUUCCGGUUGCAUCUGGGGAGCACUCCCCACAACCUCACGGAUGCCAACAUCCAGGAGCUGGCCCGGAAGACGGAAGGCUACUCUGGUGCAGACAUCAGUGUCAUCGUGCGUGACUCCCUCAUGCAGCCUGUUAGAAAAGUACAGUCAGCAACACACUUCAAAAAGGUCUGUGGCCCUUCCCGCACCAACCCUAGCAUUAUGAUUGAUGACCUCCUGACCCCAUGCUCACCAGGGGACCCAGGAGCCAUGGAGAUGACUUGGAUGGAUGUCCCUAGUGACAAACUCUUAGAGCCUGUGGUUUGCAUGUCGGACAUGCUCCGGUCUUUGGCCACCACUCGGCCUACCGUGAAUGCAGAGGACCUCCUGAAAGUGAAGAAAUUCUCAGAGGACUUUGGACAGGAGAGUUAAAAGCUUCUUCACUCGGGUGAAGGUGGGAGGUUGAUUGGGGUAAAUCCACAGCAUGCCCCAUGUCGGUGGCCGGACAGGGGUCCAGGGCUUGUCCUAAAGUCACUACAGCGUCCCCUCUGCUGUUUGGCCGCCAGCCGGGGAGCAGGAAGGAAGGGCCCCCCCGGCCGCAGAGACGCAGAAGCACACUGGGCACCUGGUGGAAUACUGGCUCUUCCUCCUCCUUCCUCCUCCUCCUCUUCUGGAUGCUUGCCAACUCCUUGUCCUGCCCCUCCAUGGUUUUUUUUUAAAUCGUUUUUGUUCCCCUAAAUUAAUGCUGCUUGGAUUUUCGUCUUGUUUCUAAAUAAAGUUAAAAUCUCCGGGAAGCAUCAAGGAGUGGGAGCAGCCCGUGCUGUGGGGCUGGUGCUGCAGACCUUCAGAAGGCCUUGCCGUCCCCACGGCCGUUCCUCCUAGACCCGAGGUUUGCUCCUUGUGAAUGGAAUGGCUGAUACCCUGGAUCUCCAGUCCAAGCUUCGCCUGCAAAGGCUGAGAAUCAAGCCAAGCCAUUCGUACCCUCCUAGGUCGGCAUCCCGAGCCCUGUGUCCUCCAUGCGGGAGGAGAGGAUGGAUUUUGUGAGCACAAAGCUGUGUAGAUCAGAACGAGUGAAGGCAGCCAGGCGGUCUCGCGGCUGCCUUUUCUUCCCUGUGAAUGUGAGAACACUGAACCCAGCCACUGCCCCCGGGUCCCUGUCCUGGAAAUGGGCUAAUAAAUCCUUUUCCCUUCUUGA
Molecule: messenger RNA, 2228 nt
Organism: Equus quagga
Lineage: Eukaryota; Metazoa; Chordata; Mammalia; Perissodactyla; Equidae
Gene: VPS4A
Product: vacuolar protein sorting 4 homolog A
Exons: 11
Coding region: 152-1465 (437 amino acids)
Biological process (GO): vacuole organization; endosomal transport
Molecular function (GO): ATP binding; ATP hydrolysis activity
Source: RefSeq, a predicted model, not a curated record